Molecule: messenger RNA, 519 nt
Organism: Dufourea novaeangliae
Lineage: Eukaryota; Metazoa; Arthropoda; Insecta; Hymenoptera; Halictidae
Product: matrix metalloproteinase-24-like
Exons: 3
Coding region: 46-429 (127 amino acids)
Biological process (GO): collagen catabolic process; extracellular matrix organization
Molecular function (GO): metalloendopeptidase activity
Source: RefSeq, a predicted model, not a curated record
AAAUACAAGUUACGGUCACAAAUCGAGUGACUGAAGAGUUCAACAAUGGCAGUGUUAUAUUGUAUCGUUUUUUUGUGUGUUGCUUUCAUUCCUGGAAAGUACGAAUCGGCACCAAUUCUAUCAAAUGUUGACGCUACAUCGGCAUCCCUGUUUGCGAUGGAUUUUAUGAAAAAGUACGGGUAUCUAGAACAUGGUACUGCCGAUUCAGAUGCACUCUACAAGGAAAGCGCUAUAACAGAUGCAAUAAAAAAUGUGCAGAAAUUCGGUAAUAUUCCAGUCACAGGAAAAUUGGACAACGCUACACUCGAGCUGAUGGCAUCUCCGCGAUGUGGCGUUACAGAUGUCUUAAGGAAAACGGAAGAUCAGCAACGAAAGAAACGUUACAUAAUAAGUUCAGAAGGUUGGAGAAAACAAGAUAUUACGUAUUAGUGUGUAGUCGCAUGUUCUAUGUAUAGUUUUGUGUAGAGAAUAAAAAACUUGAUUACACACUAUUACGGGCAUUCUUAUUGCAAGCUAGCG